CCGGAACCAUACAUUGAGACACCAACUGCAAGAGUAGCAUUGUGGUCUUGUUUCGACGUUUCAAAGGCAAAUAUCGGUGGUAUAACACAUGCUUUGAAUCUACUCAACAUUAUCAGCCUUUGUCACCAUGGGUCCCCUCUGGCUGAAGCACCUGGCUGCCUCGCUGAGUCGACAGGUUCUCCAGAUGAACCGUUUCAAUCCCACCGUCUCCACGACAGCGGCGAGUGCGUACAGGUGUCUGUGGACGGUCGCGGCCGCCCCGCGCUCGAUGCUCCUGCUGGCGGCCAGAGUUACGCCUCUUCCGUCGUCUGUCCUCCCAGUCCAGGGCGCGCCGUCCCUGCUGCGUCUUCCCGGGGCCCAUCCCUCGGCGGGGAUGAAGACCAAGUCGGCCCUGAAGAAGCGCUGCAAAGACUGCUUCUUUGUCCGAAGGAGGGGGCGCUUGUUUGUGUUCUGCAAGACGCACCCGAGACACAAGCAGAGGCAGGGCUGAACUGUUGAGAGCGUGUCGAGAAAUGUACAAAGGAUUUACCGAAUCACUGCUGUCAAAAUAAAUUGUCAUGAUAUUGUCAUU
Molecule: messenger RNA, 571 nt
Organism: Xiphophorus hellerii (green swordtail)
Lineage: Eukaryota; Metazoa; Chordata; Actinopteri; Cyprinodontiformes; Poeciliidae
Gene: mrpl36
Product: mitochondrial ribosomal protein L36
Exons: 2
Coding region: 128-490 (120 amino acids)
Biological process (GO): translation
Cellular component (GO): ribosome; mitochondrial large ribosomal subunit
Molecular function (GO): structural constituent of ribosome
Source: RefSeq, a predicted model, not a curated record